AUGGCUGGCUGGAGUAGGUUCUUCCGGCCCUCGAGAGGAGAGGAGGUGCCCCGUCCUUCGUUUGGGGCUGUCGAUGAGAAGCACGGCAACAUCGACGUCACUGUCCAGGAAUCCAUCUCCGUGGCCCCGGAUGGGACCGGCGCGGCAAAGAUCCAGGCCGCUGAGGCCGUGAGUGGGCGGAAAGGCAGAUAUUUGCUCUUUGCGGGGCUUGCGAUGAUGAUGGUCAUAUAUGAACUGGACAACUCGACCGUGGGAACGUAUCGCAACUUCGCCACGUCGGACUUCGAUGCCCUGGCCGAGCUGGCAACGCUGAAUACCGCGGCAAGCAUCAUCUCCGCCGUCACCAAGCCCCCGAUUGCCAAGGUCUCCGAUGUCCUCGGGCGAGGCGAGGCGUAUGUAUUCACCGUCACCUGCUAUGUGGUUUCCUACAUCCUCUGCGCCUCCUCGAAGACCUUCAACACCUAUGCAGGGGGCUACGUUCUUUACUCUAUCGGGCAGGCUGGCACGUCCUUUCUCAAUGCCACGAUAGUCUCGGACCUGUCCUCGAUGCGAUGGAGAGGGUUCGCCUACAAUAUUCUCUACCUCCCAUUCCUCGUCAUGCCGUGGGUGUCCGCGUUCAUUGUAGAAAGCGUGGUGAACGGCAUUGGCUGGCGUUGGGGCAUCGGCAUGUUCGCCAUCCUGAUGCCAUUCGGGGCCAUCUUCAUCAUCACCACUCUUCUCGUCUUUCAGCAGCGGGCCAAACGCUCGGGUCUCGUCCUGAAAGAGCAGCUGAAUGCGUAUGAAUUUUGCUCGCGCAUUGAUCUGGGGGGCCUCCUCCUUCUCAGCGGCGGGUUCGCCUUGGUGUUACUCCCCAUCACACUGGCCGCUACUGCCGCUAGCCGGUGGAAGACGGCCUGGGUCGACGCUCUGAUCGCUGUGGGGGUGGUGAUCCUCGCUUGUCUGUAUCCGUACGAGAAAUACAUUGCCCGACAUCCCGUGGUCCCGGUGCGCUAUUUCCGCAACCUUUCCGUGGUGAUCCCCGUGAUUUUGGUUUGCAUCGACAACAUCAGCUUCGGCGCCACGCAUACCUACUUGUACGUCUGGUCCGAGGUGUCACACAACUUCUCGGCGCGCAAUGCGCAGUUCCUCUACUAUACCAACGGGGUCAUGCAGGCUCUGGUCGGCAUGGCCACCGGCCUGCUGAUGUACCGAAUGCGGUCCUACAAGUGGAUUGGGGUCGCGGGGGCGGUCGUGCGGAUGGUCGGGUAUGGCGUGAUGGUCCGCCUUCGCACGAAUAAAAGCUCCGUGGCAGAGCUGUUCAUCGUGCAACUCGUCCAAGGCGUGGGGAGCGGCAUUAUCGAGACGAUCGGCGUGGUUGCCGCCCAGAUCUCAGUGUCGCAUGCCGAAAUGGCCCAGGUCACCUCGUUGGUCAUGCUGGCCGCGUACCUGGGCAACGGGAUCGGGUCUGCGAUCGCAGGCGGGAUCUACUCGGGACAGCUGCGCCAACAGCUCCGGUCGCAUCUGGGGGCCGGAGUGAGUAAAGACACCGUGGAUCGGCUGUAUGACUCGAUUACUGGAACGCUGCCCGCGUGGGGGUCUGCAGAACGAACCGCGAUAGACCGAGCUUAUUCCGAUGUGAUGGGGACCAUCACCAUCGCCGCGCUGGCCUUCUCGGCCCCCAUCGUCGUCUUCGCGCUGCUCUUGCCAAACAAGAAACUUGGGGAUGGACACAAUCUUGUGCAACAAGAGCCUAUCCGCUCGGAAUCUACCCUAGUGGACGAGAAAGGAGCCGGGGAGAGGUGAUCUGGACGCAGUGACGAUCAUGAUUAUGUGGUGGUUGAAUACAAGAUACUGGAUAUGACGGAUGAUUUCAAUAAACAACUUGAUUCAAGGAGCGGGUAAACUACUGCUUUGGCGUUGAGAGAGCGCGUUCUUGACUGUUUUGGAUCUUAUGAUCGUCGCCCAGGACAUGGUCUCGAAGGUCU
Messenger RNA from Aspergillus heteromorphus CBS 117.55, 1964 nucleotides. Its product is annotated as putative siderochrome-iron transporter. NCBI's taxonomy places the organism in Eukaryota, Fungi, Ascomycota, Eurotiomycetes, Eurotiales, Aspergillaceae. The transcript is spliced from 6 exons. Gene Ontology annotation, biological process: transmembrane transport. The record is from RefSeq and is a predicted model, not a curated record. Gene Ontology annotation, molecular function: transmembrane transporter activity. The coding region runs from base 1 to 1782 and encodes 593 amino acids.